This is a messenger RNA of Labrus mixtus (cuckoo wrasse), 2690 nucleotides long. RefSeq names its product cytoplasmic dynein 1 intermediate chain 1 (gene dync1i1a). Gene Ontology annotation, cellular component: cytoplasmic dynein complex. NCBI's taxonomy places the organism in Eukaryota, Metazoa, Chordata, Actinopteri, Labriformes, Labridae. Gene Ontology annotation, molecular function: dynein light chain binding; dynein heavy chain binding. The transcript has 17 exons. The coding region runs from base 47 to 1999 and encodes 650 amino acids. The record is from RefSeq and is a predicted model, not a curated record. Gene Ontology annotation, biological process: transport along microtubule.
CUCAUUCCUGCUUGAAUCCUCUGCCUUGAAGCCCACGAAGGACACCAUGUCAGACAAAAGUGACCUAAAAGCUGAGCUGGAGCGCAAGAAGCAGCGCCUUGCCCAGAUCAGGGAAGAGAAAAAGAGAAAGGAGGAGGAGAGGAAGAAGAAAGAGGUAAGGAAGAAAGCAGAGAGUCAGCAGAAGAGAGAAAUGACCCCAGAAGAUUCAGACUUGGACCGUAAGCGCAGAGAGACCGAGGCCCUCCUACAGAGUAUUGGCAUCUCACCGGAGCCUCCACUAGUGCCGACCCCUGUGUCCCCCUCCAAAUCGGUGAGCACGCCCAGUGAGACCGGGAGCCAGGAUUCGGUUGAUGGAGCAGCAGCAAGCAGGUCAGGGUUCUCUAAAAACAAGUCCCAAGUACAGACCUCAAGGACCCUGCAGUGGGACACAGACCCCUCUGUGCUGCAGCUGCAGGCUGAUUCUGAGCUUGGGCGCAGGAUGCAGAGACUGGGGGCUUCAAAGAUCACACAGGUAGACUUUCUUCCCAAAGAGGUGGUCUCUUACUGCAAGGAGACACAGACACCGCUCACAGCCCACCUGUCUGAAGUAGAGGAGGAGGAAGAAGAUGAGGAAAUGAUGGAGGCAAAACCAGGCCCUGAGUUGGAGCAGCAGGAUGAAGAUGAAAACAGGGAAGCUAAAGACGGCUCGUUUCCCAUGCUGAGGGAGCUGACCGAGGAGGAGAGGCAGCAGAUCCUGCACUCCUCCGAGUUUCAGAACUUCUUCGACUGCAGCAUCAGGGUGAUGGAGAGAGCCCUGGCUGAAGACGGAAACAUCUUCUUUGACUACAGCGGCAGAGACCUGGAGGACAAAGAGGGAGACUUGGGUAGCGGCUCCAGCCUCUCCUUCAGCAGACUCUUCUAUGAUGAACACUGGUCGAAACAUCGUGUGAUCACCUGCCUCGACUGGUCCCUUCAGUAUCCCGAGUUGCUGGUUGCCUCUUACAACAAUAAUGAAGAUGCUCCACAUGAACCAGAUGGUGUUGCCCUCGUAUGGAACAUCAAAUUUAAGAAAGCCACGCCAGAGUACAUCUUUCACUGUCAGUCUCCUGUAGUAUCUGUCGGCUUUGCGAGGUUUCAUCCCAACCUGGUGGUGGGCGGGACUUACUCUGGACAGAUCGUCCUGUGGGACAAUCGCAGUCACCGCCGGACCCCCGUCCAGAGGACUCCUCUAUCUGCUGCUGCACACACUCACCCAGUGUACUGCGUGAACGUGGUGGGCACCCAGAACGCCAACAACCUGAUCACUGUGUCGACAGACGGCAGGAUGUGCUCCUGGAGUCUGGACAUGCUCUCUCAGCCGCAGGAGACCAUGGAGCUGGUGUACAAUAAAUCCAAACCUGUGGCGGUGACAGGCAUGGCUUUCCCCACGGGGGACGUUAACAACUAUGUGGUUGGCAGUGAGGAGGGCACUGUGUACACUGCAUCCAGACAUGGCAGUAAGGCCGGUAUCUGUGAGAUGUUCGAGGGCCACCAGGGACCAGUGACGGGCGUCAGCUGCCACAGCGCCGUGGGCACCGUCGACUUUUCACACCUCUUCAUCACUUCCUCCUUCGACUGGACCGUCAAACUCUGGAGCACAAAGCACAAUAAGCCUCUAUACUCAUUCGAGGACAACGCAGACUACGUGUAUGACGUCAUGUGGUCGCCCGUGCACCCUGCUAUCUUUGCCGCCGUGGACGGCAUGGGCCGCUUAGACCUGUGGAACCUCAACAACGACACAGAGGUACCGACUGCCAGCGUGACCAUUGAGGGCGCAUCAGCACUCAACAGAGUCCGCUGGUCGUCAGGAGGGAAGGAGGUGGCGGUGGGCGACUCAGAGGGUCGCGUCUGGAUAUACGACACUGGAGAGCUGUCAGUGGCUCACACUGACGACUGGGGACGAUUUGCUCGUACCCUGAUGGAGAUCCGUGCUAACCGGGCAGAUGGCGAGGAGGAGGGGCCUAUGGAGCUGGCUUCAUAGAGCGGGACCAAAGCAGAGGGAAUCAAGACGCCUGGUGUGCUUUUAUCGGUGUCACUGUAGCAUGAGCUUCUCCCUCACUUCAGUUUUUGUUUUUCUCACUUUCAUGUGCAGUUACUGUCAGGUCGUAUUUCUGCGUUUAUCGUCUUGUAAAUGCACUCUGUCUGUUCAUUGGUAAACUGUUGAUCUUUACAGAUUCGUCCUACUUAUUUAUUUGUUUAAUGACUUAAGGUGAUGUGUUGCUUGCAACCUGUGAGCCUGCAGUAUUUACCAAGUGGCAGUCUUUUAGCCUUAUGAAGUUAUGUGUACUGUAACAAUGCUUUGCACUACUGUGAAACUCGAGCAGGGUCCAUAGACUAGUCAUGUUUACAAUCUGUCACGUCCACUUUAUGUUGUGCUUCUUUUUCUCUGUAUCAUGAUGCCUGCAUGCACACACGUUCCUGAAAUAUUACAGAUGCAUAAACAUGAGAGGUGGUUGUCAUGGUGAUGUGUUCGCGUGUGGAUGCUGUGGUUGUGAGGGAAUACAGAAACUUUAAAAAAAAGGAAUUGGCACUUUGUAUUUUGAUUCUAAACGGGAGCAACAUCUGUAUAUUAUUCAUGAACUCUUAAGGAUCAUUAAGAGGUAUAUUGUUCUGCGGAGUGCUCACUGUCAAACCUGCUGUGUUUACUAUUAAAGCAGAGCUGAUCAGCUGUU